CAAACCGUCACGUAACGAAGCAAACGUUGAAGUGAACUGAACUAACCCAUGAACCACCUCUCUCUGCCAUUGCAGUCAUAUCAACAUACGGGAAAAUGCGAUGAGAAGUCGUGCUGGUGUACCGGUAUCCGACUUUGAAUGCCAAGUGUGAGACAUCGAAUUGCGUGAUCGGUGGCGUAACAGGUAAGGCAGACUGUUCUUACGUAGGCUUCUGGAUGUGGUAUCCUGUGCUGCUCAGGUGAAAGAUCAGUGCUCUUCGACCCGUCGUGGAACGCCACAUGAAGGAAGAAAGAAGAGCAGCAAGGGAGGGGCUGGAAGGAAGAGUAGGCAGCAGACAGGAUGAAGGAGGAGAACUUGUUUCAUCGGAGGAUGUCUCUGUCUCCCAAUGCCACAUCUCCCUCCCCUCCUAAGAUCGACCACCGCUCUCUGACCCGCAACAUGUCUUAUGGAGGAGAAAGCGAGCUCUUCCCGCUCAGCCCAGGUAUGGAGGCAGAAGGGAAUGGUCUGUCCAUGAUGAGUGACGAGCUCAGCCCCGCCCAGUCGCCUAGCAGCAAGUCUGAGUCCAGGAUGUUCAAUAACGGUCUGGAGGACUGCUCCUCCCCCACAGAGAAGCUGGCCCGGAAGGAGUCUCUCAAGGUCCAGAAGAAGAAUUACAGACAGGAGAAGAAGCGGGCAGCCAAAGAACUGUCAAGCGCUCUGAAGGACCCCAGUGUUGUCAUCACGGCUAACUGGCUAAAGAUCCGUGGUUCGCUAAAGAGCUGGACCAAGCUGUGGUGUGCCCUGAAGCCGGGGGUCCUGCUGAUCUAUAAGACCCCUAAAUCGGACCACUGGGUGGGCACCCUCCUGCUCAACGCGUGCAAGCUGAUUGAGAGGCCCUCCAAGAAGGACGGCUUCUGCUUCAAGCUCUACCACCCGCUGGACAAGUCCAUCUGGGCUGUUAAGGGUCCUAAAGGGGAAAAUGUUGGCUCCAUCACUCAACCUCUACCCAGCAACUACCUGAUCUUCAGAGCUGCGUCAGAGUCUGACGGUCGGUGUUGGAUGGAUGCUCUGGAGCUGGCUCUGAGCUGCUCCAGCCUCUACAAGCUGACAGCUAAAGCAGGGAGAGACGGAGACCUCAGCACCUCCUCGGAGUCCUCCCAUAUACUACAGCUACUGCAGUCUACUGCCCUCACUGAUGCUGAGCUACUACAGUUGGCCAACCAACAGAUGGAGAAUGACGGCUACUCUGAGAAAUCAGAGCACGAUGCCCAGGAGGAUUGGGACAACGGGGCAAAUGAGAACGGAGGUCGGCUGACGGAGGAGAGCGACAUGGACCAAUCGGACGAGCUGUCUCCGGGGCUGCAGGCCACAUCCUACGUCGAGCAGAGCCAGGAGGAGAUGGCCGAGGCUGGUGAGGCGUCCCAGGUGGAGACGGUGUCUGAGGAGAACAAGGGUCUGAUCUGGACCCUGCUAAAGCAGCUGCGGCCUGGCAUGGACCUGUCUAAAGUGGUCUUGCCCACCUUCAUCCUGGAGCCACGCUCUUUCCUGGACAAACUAUCAGACUACUACUACCACGCUAAUCUGCUGUCAGAGGCUGCGAGGGAGGAGAGUCCAUAUGGCAGAAUAAAGCAGGUCGUGCGCUGGUACCUGUCUGGCUUCUACAAGAAGCCCAAGGGACUGAAGAAGCCCUAUAACCCCAUCCUAGGAGAGACGUUUCGCUGUUGCUGGCUCCACCCUCAGACAGACAGCUGCACCUUUUACAUCGCAGAGCAGAUCUCCCACCACCCACCAAUCUCUGCCUUCUACGUCUGCAACAAGAAGGACGGCUUCUAUAUCAGCGGCAGCAUCUUGGCCAAGUCCAAGUUUUACGGUAACUCUCUGUCUGCCAUACUGGAUGGCAGGGCCAGAUUGAUGCUGCUGGGCAGGGAUGAGGAGUACGUCAUCACCAUGCCUUACGCCCACUGUAAAGGUAUUCUGUAUGGCACCAUGACACUGGAGCUGGGAGGGAAGAUCACUAUUGAGUGUGAGAAAACCAAAUAUGUGGCAGAACUGGAGUUCAAGUUGAAGCCCUUCCUGGGAGGCUCCAGCAGUGUGAACGUGAUCUCGGGGAAGAUUCAGCAGGGAGACGAGCUGCUGGCCACUGUGGACGGACACUGGGAUGGUGAGGUGUUCCUACAGGAGAAGUCAGGGCAGCAGGAGCACCUGUGGAACCCUACUCCAGAGGUCCGCAGCACCAGACUGAAGAGGCAGGUGGUACAGCUGGACCAGCAAGGGCAGUUUGAGUCGGAGAGGCUGUGGCAGCAUGUGACCAGUGCUAUAGUGGACCGUGACCAGAACCAGGCAACCCAGGAGAAGUUCGUACUGGAGGAGGCUCAGAGGAAUCAGGCCAAAGACCGUGGAGACCAACCUUGGCGCCCCAGACUCUUCAACCUGGACUCUGUCACCAACGAAUGGACAUACACACACAUAGACACACGGCCGUGGGACCCUGAGCGCUGUCUGGUGCAGUUUGAGAAGCACGGGGUGAUCCAGACCAAGGAGAAAUCACAGAGACGACAUAAAGGACUGGCGUACAGCCGCGCCUCAGCCUGGGCUAGCCAGCAGAAGGCCCAGGUGAAUGGGAAACACAGGAAAGGCAGCAGCCAGCCGUCUAGCUGCAGCCAGAACACUGAGAGCAGCAGCACUACACCAGAACCUACACACGAGUCCUCUGAUAAUGAAGGUAAGACGCACACAUUCACCACGUCAGAACCUACACACGAGUCCUCUGAUAAUGAAGGGUACCUGAGCCAGUGUACACGGUGCAACAAGGAAGUGAAGGACAUUGCCCUCAUAGAGGCCUCCAUCGCAUCCAUACAGAAGACACAGCAAGACAUCCAGAGGAACCUGAUAGCGUUGGGUCGUCAACUGGGCCGUCGUCAGGAGACUGAGGACAAUGUGACACCAACUGGACGCCACUGUUUCAUCCUGUGUGUCCUCCUGCUCUCCCAACUCUUCCUCAACUAUAUUUUCACCUGAACUACCCUGCAACAGAAGUUACCCCCCCCCCCAGGCACGGAUGUAGGAUCAGCUCAACACUCCCUAUUAACCCUGACCUUAACUAUUAGAUGGAGGGGCAGCUUCGUCCUGUUCUCCUGAUACGGGAGGGCCACAGGUGCCAUAGCAAUAAACACAGCCACCCACAGCCACCACUCACCUGCCAACCAGAGCGGAGCAGAGCGCCCUCCAGUGUAGCCAGUCAGCAUGGCACCCACGCACUUUGGACUGAGAAGACCACGACAGGAAGAGAUCAAAAAAGAAAGAGUGGACUGACUGGGGGUGUUUUUUUAAAAGAUGAAUGAGAGAAUAAGGACUGAAUUAGCUUUUUUUUAAUAGGAAUGAGAAGGAAUUAUUGUUUUACAGAAGAGGAUGUUCCACCUGUCUUUUAUUAAUGGAUGUGUACUUUUUAUACUCCCCCUGCAAUACUGUUGUGUGCGUGUGUGUGUGUGUGUGUGUGUGUGUGUGUGUGUUGUGUGUACGUACAGUAGGCCCUAUGGGCAUUGAUGGACUACGGCUUGGAGUCCUUAAUAGUCCACCUUCACUACAGACUUUGGGCCUUAACGCUGAAGCCAAAAAGAAGUGAAAACAAUGUGACAUCGACAAAACAAAGUGAACUCGAGAUAAGAAAAAGAAACUUCCAAUAAUGCAAUUGUCUUUUUGUGUAUAUCUAUAAUAUGUCACUUUUUGGGCGAUCUGACCAAAUUCACAUAGAAAUAUGUGCUAGAGAUCUGUCACUGAUUGAAAGCAAGCCGUAGAUAUGUUCUAUUGUGCUUUAUUUCUAUGCUUCCCAUGUUUUUGCGUCUUUUUGCUUUCGGUUUUGUACACUAGCUUCAAACAGCUGAAAAUACUAAAUAUAUUUGCCAGCGGUUUAGAUGGUACAAUUAUACUCUACACUAUACUUGCUUGUUUUGUCACAUAAACUGAAAUUUGGCGAAUUAGAAUUUUUGCAACCAGGAAAUGAUUUCUGCGUAGUGCAUCUUUAAUAAUAAUGAUGAUGAUGAUUUUACCAAAACAGUAUUUAUAACCUGAAAGGUAAAGAGUACUUGUUUACAGGUUUGUGUGUGUGUGUGUGUUUUAUAUUGACAUAUAUAAACGAAGGGUAGGCAGAGAGAGGCAGGUUAGAAAGGUAAAAGGGAUGUGGGUCUGUCUGUAUGCCUGUAGCGCCAUCAGGGAAUGGAUUUAUAGCACUGCUCUGGUGUAGACAAUCAGCCAAAGAGGACAGAUGAUUGGCGGUGUAGAGAGAAUGAACAGGGGAAGAGAAGAAAGGAAACAACGAAAGACUGUUAAAGGUAUAGGGUAAUGAGGUUGUUGAUGGGUCGGGUGUGUAAUGUACUUCAGACGGCACUGUUUGGAAGAACUGUUCUCGAUGUAAUUACUGGGGGUCAAUAUACCCAUAUGUAUAUAUUUGUCUGGAGCACACACACACACACAAGCACUGUGUUACCAAUGAGAUUCAGAAUGUAUUUAUUGUGUGAUUCACCUUGAUUUAUGGAUCAUACUCCGCUUGGAAGAUGGAUGCAAGUGGUGACAAUCGCGAGUAAGUUUGUUCUCCCUUGUUCAUUAGGUAGGCACCAAACAGGAAAAUGGACUGAAACAGGGAGGGACACUGGACUUGACACUAAUUUCUGUUCUGUUUUAAAAUGGGUUGUACCCUAUUGAACAUGUACCAGGGGAACCAGGUCUGUGAUCUAGCCUUGGGAUGUUACUCGUACGUACGGACAGUCAUGCAAGUUGGAGUCAAACAUUAGGGUCAAAAUUGAAAAACCAACCUCUUUGGUUGGUGUAAACUUGCCCUUGUCCAGGCACCCAAUGGGGAAAAGGAGAUGAAGGAAGUAGGAAUUUGACUUUGGAUGCUUUGAUUCACGGUUUGUUCUAUUUGUUUUGCACUCUACUGUCAUGUACACAGAUAUUUUUGUCAUAUGAGAAUGAAAGAACAUGAUUUUGCUAAAUACCUGUUGCAUACUGUAGCACUACAGUAAACAUUGACAUUUUGACUGGACACCCAUUCUUGCUCUUUUGAUUGAGUUUCUCCACAAAAUGGUCAGUGCUGAAAGUCACGUCUGGUUAUAAAGUGUCACAACGAAAGUCCUACAGCAUAGCUAGUAGACACUAGGCAGGUUUCCAUAGACCCAGGUUUAUCCGACAAAUGAUGAUGGAAACUGUUUUUUGAAUAAAUGAUUGGCGAAUAAUUUAAGGUACGCCGGUCCCUUGAUGUCAUCACGUAACUAUAAAACUCCACGUAAUUGAAUGAUACAUGCCUACUGCUUGCUAAAUAAACAAUGUCAACUACAAAAA
This is a messenger RNA of Oncorhynchus mykiss (rainbow trout), 5313 nucleotides long. NCBI's taxonomy places the organism in Eukaryota, Metazoa, Chordata, Actinopteri, Salmoniformes, Salmonidae. The record is from RefSeq and is a predicted model, not a curated record.